Molecule: messenger RNA, 2301 nt
Organism: Archocentrus centrarchus (flier cichlid)
Lineage: Eukaryota; Metazoa; Chordata; Actinopteri; Cichliformes; Cichlidae
Gene: btbd3b
Product: BTB (POZ) domain containing 3b
Exons: 4
Coding region: 623-2176 (517 amino acids)
Biological process (GO): neurogenesis; dendrite morphogenesis; cerebral cortex development
Cellular component (GO): cytosol
Molecular function (GO): protein binding
Source: RefSeq, a predicted model, not a curated record
GCAGAGCAGAGCAACACGGCAUCCACAGCUACAGCAUCCUGCAGAGGACUCUUGCUCCAUGGAGGAGAGGAAGGGGGGAAAAGAGCCAGUGUUGGAGAAAAAAGGGUAGCUCCACAAAUGAAAUGAUACCAGAGGGAGGGGGGAAGAAAAGCACAGAAGGAGUAAGAGCGCGAAAUGAAAGGAACUGAUUAAACACCGCUGCUUGAGGACCACUGCAGCUAUACUAAAUCUGGAGCUGUCAGGCCAACCCUCAGCAAAGCAGUGAGUGAGAGAGGCAAGGGAGCAGAGGAGAAAAAGAAGUGAUUUUGAGAGCUGAUCUCAUCACUCUGGACUAACAGGGAUGGGACCCACAAGAGCCUCUCCGUCAGCAGACCAAACUUCACACAGGAAAAGUGCCUUUCAAUCACCAGUCUGAACCUGCCUCUUCAGAAGAGAGUUAUUCUAUUAGUUCCCUAAAGGUCAUACAAACCUCACAUAGGAUCUUUGACUACUGCGCUGCUGAGUACAGCUCAAGUCUCUACUGUCCUCGCUCCCUCCCCCCUCUGUCCUCUAUCGCACCUGCCUGCUCCCGGUGAAUGUUUUCUCUGCGUGCACUCUUACUGCUCAGCAGUUGAACACACUCAUGGUCGAUGCCAAGGGAAGGAACAUGAAAUGUCUGACUUUCUUCUUAAUGCUUCCUGAGUCAGUGAAAAGCAAGUCAAGCAAAAGCUCCAAGAAAGGGAAUGCGAGUGGCAGCUCCAAGCUGCCCCCAGUCUGUUAUGAGAUAAUCACACUUAGGAGCAAGAAAAAGAAGAAGAUGGCAGCGGACAUUUUUCCCACCAAAAAGCCAGCAUCCACCACUACAGUGCAACAGUACCAGCAGCAGAACCUCAACAACAACAACACAAUUCAAAACUGUAACUGGCAGGGACUCUACUCCACUAUAAGAGAGAGAAAUUCUGUGAUGUUCAACAAUGAGCUCAUGGCAGAUGUUCACUUUGUUGUGGGUCAGCCUGGAAGGACCCAGCGACUGCCGGGACACAGAUAUGUGUUGGCUGUGGGCAGCUCGGUGUUUCACGCCAUGUUUUAUGGUGAACUUGCUGAGAACAAGGAUGAAAUCCACAUACCAGAUGUGGAACCGGCAGCAUUUCUGGCAAUGCUGAAGUACAUUUACUGUGAUGAAAUUGACCUGAGUGCCGACACAGUGUUGGCCACUCUUUACGCUGCCAAGAAGUACAUUGUCCCUCACCUGGCACGUGCCUGUGUCAACUUCCUGGAGACUAGUCUGAGUGCCAAGAAUGCCUGUGUGCUACUCUCUCAGAGCUGCCUGUUUGAGGAGCCAGAGCUGACACAGCGCUGCUGGGAGGUGAUUGAUGCCCAGGCCGAGUUGGCGUUACGCUCAGAGGGCUUCUGCGACAUCGAUGCCCAGACCCUGGAGAGUAUCUUGCAGCGGGAAACGCUCAACGCUAAAGAGAUAGUGGUAUUUGAGGCAGCACUUAACUGGGCAGAGGCUGAGUGCCAGAGACAGGAGCUUACCUCGUCAACUGACAACAAGCGUAAGGUUUUGGGCAAGGCCAUGUACCUGAUACGUAUCCCUACUAUGGCUCUGGAUGAUUUUGCCAAUGGAGCAGCCCAGUCAGGCGUGCUAACACUUAAUGAGACCAAUGACAUCUUCCUGUGGUAUACAGCUGCCAAGAAGCCUGAGCUGCAGUUUGUCAGUCAACCUAGGAAGGGCCUCCUACCCCAGCGCUGCCACAGAUUCCAGUCCUGUGCCUACCGAAGCAAUCAGUGGCGCUAUCGAGGCCGCUGUGACAGUAUACAGUUUGCAGUGGAUAAAAGAGUUUUUAUUGCUGGGUUUGGACUGUAUGGAUCUAGCUGUGGCUCAGCAGAGUACAGUGCCAAGAUUGAGCUGAAACGCCAAGGAGUACUGCUCGGACAAAACCUUAGCAAAUACUUCUCUGAUGGUUCCAGCAAUACUUUCCCGGUGUGGUUUGAGUAUCCGGUCCAGAUCGAGCCCGAUACCUUCUACACUGCCAGUGUGGUUCUCGAUGGGAAUGAGUUGAGCUACUUUGGACAGGAAGGAAUGACAGAAGUACAGUGCGGGAAAGUAACAUUUCAAUUCCAGUGCUCCUCAGACAGCACUAACGGCACUGGGGUGCAAGGAGGGCAGAUUCCUGAACUUAUCUUCUAUGCUUGACGACACCUGUUCAAACUUCUGGCUGAUUCUCAGUGCACUUUUGAAAAUGGAAAAGUAUCACUUUGUGCAUAGUGUCACUUUCUGUUAUUUAUUUUUGUCACUAUUGUGCAAAAAAAAAAAAAAAA